Ictalurus punctatus (channel catfish) is the source of this 6180-nucleotide messenger RNA. It is a transcript of the gene smad3a, whose product is annotated as SMAD family member 3a. Gene Ontology annotation, biological process: transforming growth factor beta receptor signaling pathway; anatomical structure morphogenesis; cell differentiation. The record is from RefSeq and is a predicted model, not a curated record. Gene Ontology annotation, cellular component: heteromeric SMAD protein complex. Lineage: Eukaryota; Metazoa; Chordata; Actinopteri; Siluriformes; Ictaluridae. Gene Ontology annotation, molecular function: DNA-binding transcription factor activity, RNA polymerase II-specific; RNA polymerase II cis-regulatory region sequence-specific DNA binding; I-SMAD binding. Bases 505 to 1782 code for a protein of 425 amino acids. The transcript is spliced from 9 exons.
ACUCGGUGCAGACGUCAGGGAGCCGCAUCACUGCACUUGUAGCGGAAGACUCUAAACUUGAACAAACUUCCAGAAAGAGUCGAAUGAUAGCGCGUGUUUAAUGAUACAUAACCAAAGCGUACACGUAUGAAGGUAUAACGAUAUAGUAGACAUCAUACAGUGUGUGUGUGUGUGUGUGUGUGUGUUAAUUUUUUUUAUAGGCUACUGAAGAAGAGGGGGAAAAAAACUUGGGACAGGGACUAUAUGUCUUCGCGGAGGAAUACUGACCCAGUGCUACAGCGUGCACGCGGAUAACUCGUAAACGCAGACGCGUCUGUUUUGCUGAAGUCUGAAUAACCUGAGUGAAACCUUUUCAGCUCAUGAUACUGUCAACUACCAUCCUUCCUGUGUUUUUGUUGAUAUAUCCGGACUGUAAUCAUUUGAAGGCACCUUUUUAAAUUCUACGUGUGAAGUGCGCGUAGAGAGAGAGAGAGAGAGAGAGAGAGAGAAUUUUUGAAGUUCACAAUGUCUAUUUUACCUUUCACUCCCCCCAUCGUGAAAAGACUUCUGGGCUGGAAAAAGGGAGAGCAAAACAGCCAGGAGGAGAAAUGGUGCGAGAAGGCUGUUAAAAGCUUGGUGAAGAAGCUGAAGAAGACGGGACAGCUGGACGAGCUGGAGAAAGCCAUCACCACCCAGAACGGCAACACCAAGUGUAUCACCAUCCCGAGAUCUCUGGACGGGAGGUUACAGGUGUCUCAUAGGAAGGGUCUCCCUCAUGUGAUCUACUGCCGGCUGUGGCGCUGGCCGGACCUUCAGUCUCACCACGAGCUGAGAGCCAUGGAGCUGUGUGAGUUUGCUUUCCAUAUGAAGAAGGACGAGGUGUGUGUGAACCCCUACCACUAUCAGCGCGUAGAGACGCCAGUUCUUCCACCAGUUCUGGUUCCUCGGCACACUGAGAUUCCCAGCGAGUUUCCUCCUCUGGAUGAUUAUAGUCACUCCAUCCCUGAAAACACCAACUUCCCCGCUGGCAUCGAGCCACCGAGCAACUACAUUGCAGAAACACCUCCUCCAGGCUACCUCAGUGAGGAUGGGGAGACCAGUGACUAUUCCUUGAACCCUAGCAUGGACACAGGAUCUCCAAGCCUUUCUCCAAAUUCUUUAUCUCCACCGCCAAGCAACUUAGACCUGCAGCCUGUGACGUACUGUGAGCCAGCGUUCUGGUGCUCCAUAUCCUACUAUGAGCUGAACCAGCGGGUGGGGGAAAUCUUCCACGCGUCCCAGCCCUCUCUCACAGUGGACGGGUUUACUGAUCCGUCCAACUCUGAGCGUUUCUGCCUGGGCCUGCUGUCCAAUAUAAACCGCAACGCUGCCGUGGAGCUCACACGCAGACACAUUGGCCGGGGAGUGCGUUUAUACUACAUAGGAGGUGAAGUGUUUGCUGAAUGUCUCAGUGACAGCGCUAUCUUUGUUCAAAGUCCCAACUGCAACCAGCGCUACGGCUGGCACCCUGCCACCGUCUGCAAGAUCCCACCAGGCUGUAAUCUGAAGAUCUUCAAUAAUCAAGAGUUCGCUGCUCUUUUGGCUCAGUCAGUGAACCAAGGUUUCGAGGCAGUGUAUCAGCUGACCCGCAUGUGCACCAUCCGCAUGAGCUUUGUCAAGGGCUGGGGAGCCGAGUACAGGCGGCAGACAGUCACUAGCACCCCCUGCUGGAUAGAGCUGCACCUGAACGGACCCCUGCAAUGGCUGGACAAGGUGCUCACCCAGAUGGGCUCUCCCUCCAUCCGCUGCUCCAGCGAGUCCUAGGAAAAUCCUCUUAUUAACACCACAGGAAGUAGCCGACCCAAAAACCCCACAAACAGAUAGAUAUUCCUAUAGGAACUGAGAUCUUAAAAGCCAUGAGUCAAUAGGAAACUAGAGCCUUACAGAACCCACCCACUUUCAGUAGCACUUUCAUACACAUUCAUCUCAAAGAGGAAGUGUGUAUUAAACAGUAAAAUUUUUGUUUCUGCUUUGUCCAUAUCGUUUAUCACCGACGUCCUGUUUAGCUUCUUGGAUCUUGGUGAAUUGAAUCAAUUUGUCUGAUCAUGUGUACUGUAGAUUUCCCUUUGUUGUCUUUCUGUGUACAGUGAAAUAUUAAGGAAUUUUUAUACGUUGUAGUUAAAGCUGUAGUUGUCUAUAUUUUGGUUAAUUUUGUUUGAACAAAACUAACAGAAGAAAGCUCAUUAUGUAGUAUAUUAUAAAUGUUAAUGUGAGAUUGUGAGCCCUGUGUAAGAACUGUCCGAGGCAUCGUUUUGCCACCUGCAUGCUUGCCUUUUGAUUUCAUCCUUACUGAAAUACCCCAAACCCCCCCCCCUUUUUGAGUCUCAUGCCAGGAAAGUUUCUGAGAGGUAGAACUGAGCAUAUUCAGUGAGUCAGUUAAAAAAAGGACCCUCCCCAUCUUUAGCCAUAAUUCCUCUGUGCUUUGAGAUGCAAAAGUUAAAUUUAUUAUCAUUAAUUGUUAAAAGAAUGCACUGGUAUUUUUCAGCCUAAUGUCUGUCUACAACAGCGUAGUUACUACAGGCGAGAAUUUCAACACGUCUCCCUGUAGUGAGAAAAAGCCCCCAGCAACCCUGCUCAAUCAAAUCAAAACUCACCUUUGAUGCAAGGCUAACAGCAGUAAACGGUUAUGCGUUACAGAACAAUUGAAUAAAUUCUUCAGUCAAAGUUAUAAGGAUCGAAACUGUCCUUUCAGAGACGGGACUACAUGUUAAAAGGGAUGACUGUAUCGUUUGUCUCAUACCAAGAUCUACAUUCUUAGAGUGUAACAAUUGUAGUUUUUAUACUGUAUUAUUGUUGUGCAUUGUAAAGUAUUUUUAGAUUUUAUUUGAUUUUAUUUUGUAUCGUUGCAUAUUUUAAACAUAUGUAUGGCGGCCUGGGAAAACCCGUCAGAUAGACGAAAACAUAGCAUCAAAUAGACAGUCAAGACAAUAGCAUCGAAACAGUCUUUCUGCAUAUAACAUAAUCUGACACCCGUACUUUAAGAAACUAUAAAUAUACUUCACCUAAAGUGACAUGGAAAUAUUUUAUGUACUUUUUAAUCAGAGCAAAAGAUCGUGUUGUUUAAGAAUCCAGUUUAACAAAAUAAGGUGAUAAAAAGACAUUCUGCCGAUGUCAAAAUGUCAGAAACAUUGCAAGUGUGAUUUCCUUACACGGUGAAUUACACACUUCGAUGUUGGAUAGCUACAGUACAUGCCGUAGCAAAAAAGACGAGACUAAUGAAUUCCGUUUGUGAUCAGAUAUCGGCUGUCGGAAUGUCGGUGAUGCUCCGUGAAGCGGAGAAUUUGAGGUGCUUGUAAAAGGGAAACAGAACUACGUAUAGUAGAAAAGGGUUUUCCCAGGGUGCCACACAUGGGAUUUAAAAACUGUCAUUAGAGUUCAUUAUGAGUGAAUAAUUUUUUUUCUCAGUACGGAGGAAUGUGUGGAAAUUCUCUGUGGUAAUCUCACAUACGUUACACCUACAGUCGAUAAAUAAUAGGCCGAGAUAGUUUCCCAUAAACAGUAUUGGAAUGCUAUACAAUGAUUUAAUCUCACCAUUGCAAUGAGCAUACACUAGCACAUGUUUUGCGGCAUUAAGAAAACAGAAUGAUGGUGGGCGGAGGGGGAAGGGUGUCACUGUAGAUUACUGACGGAUGAAAGGUUGUUAUUACUCCUUUGGUAGAGCUCCACAUCAUUGUUUUUAAUCUAUCUGCAUGGAGCCAUGCCAAGUCUCGCACAGUGCAUGUGUGUGUUCUCGUAAGAUGUGCUUAUGGUAGCUGUUUAAUCUGUGUGCCAGCUGUCUCCGCUGUGUGUCUGUAUGUGUCUGGCCAGGUUCCUGGUGAGUUCACAUAUCCCCAUCUGUGAGGAACAGUUGACACUCAGCUCUCCUUCCUGUAUGUGGAAGGUGUGUGUAACUGAUAUCCGUGCUGAAGCUCUGGUAUUGUGCGAGUCUGUUCUAUAUUUGCAGCAGGGAUUCAGUUCGGGUCCCUGGGUGUUGUGUAGACAACAAAUAAAGAGGUUAAAGAGGAUCUCAGAUAUCAAUUGACAGCUUGUCAUAGAGGCUCACAUUGCUUCUCCUUCACUAUAGAUUGACUCUGAUUUCAUUUUGUUUGUCAGUUGUACAGAAAGAAAUGCAACCCUGUUAUCAUUCAGCCAUGAGCUAGAGUUUCUUGUUGCUUUGUUCAUUCGUGUUAAAUAGGGUUAAUUCAUCUCAAACUCACGCCAGUGUAUGAAUCAAGUAUAAUUAUUUACCAUCGAAGGUGCUGCAAAAUACCGAGCGAAGCAACAAAUAUAUUAUACUAUAAGAGUAAUUAUAAUAUGCCCAUUUGUUAGUAUUGCUGUAGUUAGUGUAGUAAUACACCAGUAGUUAUGGGGAGCAUAUGGUGCAUUAGGGACAUAUAUACAGGCCUGUUUUCUAGAGAGAUAAACAUCUAAUGGCUUCUGCUUUGGAAACAAUAGAGCAGCCCUAACAGGACAAAAUCUAAUCUAGACUGCACCAAUCUAUGAAGUGUCAGGUUAGUGGCAGUACAAUUUUCAAAUACAAAACGGUUAGUACAUUAAUGUGACUUUUACAACAAAGCAAUGUGUGUACUGUAUGCAUUUUUUUCUGCAUAGACCAAAUAUUGCAAGGGGCAUUGUAAUCCAAAAUAAUACAAAAUAUUUCGUUUUGGACAUUUGUGACAACUAUAUCUCUGUUCUGUUCUAAUUUCCAGUUAAGUAAUAAUAUUUAAAAAUAUAUUUAACACUUUAAAUUCUUGAUGUUUUUUUUUUUUUCUUCCAAAAUGAAACUAAAUGAAUUAAAGUGUAUCUAUGGGUAUAUGUAUGUAUAUAUUCAGGUACAUUUAUUUAUAUUAUAAACUUUAAUUCAACCAAAACCAGCUUUGUUAAACAUCUGUUACACAAGCAGCAGUUCAGCUUUCAUUUAUGUACAAGCAUGCGUGUAUAGAUAUCCUCACACUCUUCCUGGAACAGUUCACUCCAUUCAGAGUGUGCCUUUGCAUGAAUUUUCUACUCUUGAUACUAAUCAAUUCAUGAUUCCUGAAUAGUUUGUAGAUAAGAAUUGUAGAUUGAAGCAUGCUUGUUUUCAGUGUUUGAUGAGAGUUUCUAGCCAAGUACUGUUUUGUUAACAAUUUCUUCAGGUUGGGGAAAAGAGGCAAAAAAAAAAAAAUGCUGGCAGGUUUGUUUUUUGUUUUUUGGACUUCAUUGUAUUUUUAUACUAUAGACAGAAAUAGGGAAAGGGCUUUAAAAGGGAAACAUUUCUAAGAUCGUGUAUAGCAGGUUAUGUUUUUGUUUGUUUGUUUCUUUUAAGUGCAGGCUGUCAGAUCCUGCCGAAGUUCAAGAGACUGGGGAUUAUGAAAUGCGAGGAUUGCGCAUGAAUAAUAAAGCUUCCUCAUGUAAAGAACAUAAUUUAACAUAGUUUUCACCUUCAGUGCGUUUUAGAGCAUUAUAAAAACGAUGAUGGAUAGAGUGAGUGUGCCUGAAGAAUGAAAGGUUGUCAUUACUCCUGUAGUACACCAUGAGUGCUAUAAUCUGUCCACAUGGCCAUGCCACGUGUCACACAGUUUCUGUAUGUGAUGUUUAGUAAUCAGUAUUUCAAAAUGAUUCAGUUAUUGGAGUUUAAUUGCAGGAACGUGCAUUAAAUAUACUAGAUAAUAUUUUGGAGACCUCUUUAGCGCUCAAGAUUUGCGAAAAUGUUAGUAACUACAGUUUACCAGGAACAGAUUUCGAAAGCUCUAAAUAUGUUUAAUCUUUAUUCCAUGCUUUAAGGCAUUAUGUUAUAAUAAAUAGUAGUAUGUAUUGUUAUGAUAAACAAUGAUCAUCUGUGAUUAUGUAUAGCAGUUAUAUUCUGAUAUUGGUAUUGAUGGAUUAUGGAUUAACCAUCCUUAUUGCCAAACAACAUUAAAAGACUUUCAUCCUUGAGAAAAGAUUACACUUUUUUUAUUUUGAAGUUUAUCAGCAAAUUGUUGAGUUAACUUUGAGUAGUAUGCAUUAUUGUGCUUGUUAUGUGUUGAUUGUUUUAAUUGUCUUAUUCUGUGACAUCGUGCUUAGCUGUGCUUAUGCUUUAAAUGUCUUUCUUUUUGUAUGAAGAUACACUUUAUUAUUUCUCUCUGCAUUUAAAGAGUCAACUAUACAUGUCAUUGUAUUUGCUAUUAAUGUACUUUUAAUAAAAAGGUAUAUCUCAAAUGG